Molecule: messenger RNA, 2910 nt
Organism: Capsella rubella
Lineage: Eukaryota; Viridiplantae; Streptophyta; Magnoliopsida; Brassicales; Brassicaceae
Exons: 14
Coding region: 1-2910 (969 amino acids)
Biological process (GO): proteolysis
Molecular function (GO): cysteine-type peptidase activity
Source: RefSeq, a predicted model, not a curated record
AUGACGGAUCUUGAACUACCAAAUUGGAUUAUUGCCUUUGGGGAAGAGGCGCUUGGCGAAAGAGUUAAUGUUUAUCACAAAAUGAAAACCCUGUCGUUGAUCUUCGACGCAAUGGAUGAUGAGGAGAGAGAUUGGCUCAGAUCUACCUCAUUUGGGAAUCUCUUAGAUUUCCCCAACAAACCCGCCUGGUCGGCAUCGUUUGGGCUUUUCCUUCUAUCGAGGCAGCUUGAAGUUGCUAAGCCUCAUGAAAUCUGGGUUGUCUUUGCCGGUACCCCGAUUCGAUUCUCUCUCCGAGAGUUUAAGAUUGUGACAGGACUAAAUUGUGGGAGGUUUCCAAACAUGCAAAAGAGAAAAAGAAAGGGGACGGCUGGGAAAAAAAUUCCUUACUACAGUACUCUAUUUGGUCUAGAGGAAGACGUUACUGUUGACCGGGUCAUAUCCAUGCUUAAAAAGAGGCAUGUCACCGACAAGAAAAUUCGGAAAAGGUUUGCUUGCCUGGCCAUAGUAGAUGGAUUUUUGGUGCCCACUUCUCAUUACCCCAAAGUUGUCAAAGAACACGCGGAGAUGUGUGAGGAUCUUCAGUUCUUUGUCGGAUACCCUUGGGGGCGUUUAUCAUUUGAGAUGAUGAUGAAGUCUAUCAAAGACCGGGAUGUUGUGCAAUUAGGUACGAUGUGUGUAGCUGUCCAGGGCUUAUUAUACGCAUUGCAGCUCGUGAUUCUUCAAGCUGCUCCCGCUAUUCAAGAGGGGUCUCCGGCGGAGGAACCUAACUGUAGUGAUUCAGAGGAAGAACCAGCCGCCGAUGUUGGGAACCGAAGCUCGGUAACGUUGAAAAUAUCAAACGCGAAACGAUUGGACGGUAACUGCGAGAUCUUGGUUGACCCUGUUAUUUUCCCGGAUCUUGAAAUGGAUCCUGCUGAGGAUUUGACAUGGGAUGAUGAAUGUGAAGACGUGGCUGUAGACAAUAUAUUGUCUCUUGUAGAGUCUGGAUUCCUUUUCAACAACGACAUGUUCACUGGUGGUUGCAUACCUUCUCAGCUGGAGUUGGCGCCGAAGAAGCAGAAAAGAGGUGUCCUUGCGAAAAUAACCCGAUCCCGCAAAGGGCAAAAACCUCCUCUUAACCACGCUUCGAAGCUUAAAGUCCCCACUUCUGCUGCAUCUGAGUCUUCACGGUUGACUGGAACAUGCAAUCUUGCAACUCUGUCUCGUAUGUUGGACACUAAAUUUGGAACACUGGAGGACCGUAUCUUCAAGCGUGUUACGGAGUGGAUCACAACCAACGGUCUCGGUGCAAACCACAAAAACCAGGAAGGAAGCGACAGUGAAUCUUCAGCAGAUGAGAGGACUAAUUCUCCUCAUCAGACAUCACCUGUACGUGGAUCUAAUCUUCCCAGUAUUCCAGAGGACACUGACCAGAUGGAUGUGGAUCAUACCCCCACUGACCCCGUCGAUACCGCCGUGGCUGAUAUUCUUUUGCAUUACCCACCCAAUCUGUCGGAGGGUACUGGCGGGGGUGCGGAACAGCUAGAACCUGCUGGGUCUCCCAAGGGGUCUUCCAGUGGAUUUGGUGAACUUGGUGGUGACGUCGACCCCCGGGUGGGAAUUAACAGUGACACCGUUGAUAAGCUCCCCUUGGUUGGUGAGGUUGAGGAAGACAAUAUAUGUCCGGUGCGGGCUACUGGAGGGAGUGCAGAACCGUUGGCCGAUGCUGGUUCUAACAAGGAAUGUGCCGUUGCCAACUCUGGAGAAGUUGCACAGGGGAACAUUGGGCCUAUCAAUGAUAUUGUUAAGUUUGUUAGUUUUUCCCAUUCGGGCCCUAUGCAUGACGAAGCGGUUGAAAUUUUGCCUUAUACCGUUGUCGUUGUGGACCAGGGUGGUGUUGGAAUAAUUGAAACUCGUAGUUUUGUUCAGGACCCUCUUCCUCUAGGAGAAGUGGUGCCGGAGCUGGAUGGCCCUUUUGUGAACACCGACGUUGGCGGUGUUAAAGAUCUGGAAAACACCAUGCCAGAUACCGAAGCAAAGGAUACAGUUCUUCAGGAAUCGGUUCAGUUGUUUCAGUCACUUUUAUCGCAGGCGUGUAUGACGCCUCCUCACCCAAAAAUCAUAACGCCGGCGGUGCCAAAGGAUAAGAAGCUUGCAGGAGCGAUACCGGGUAGACGGAGCAAGAGGAUGCGGAUGUUCUCGACUAAGUUAGACGGUCGUUUUCAGUAUGAUAAGAAGACAAAAGUAUUGGUUGGCCACCCUUCUCCAGUUGAUCAAAAUAUUGGGAUGUCUCCUGAAGAACGGUUCCAAAACUCGAUGAAGAAGCUCAAGUCAGCGAGGACAAUUAGUUUAUGUGGUGAAGUCUCCCUGUCCAGCAAAGAUGUCUUAGAUCUAAUAGAAAGGAAAAAACAUCUUAGUGCGAAGUUUACCAAAUUUUCCAAGGUUUCGGACCACAAAGAUUUCAAAUUCCCUAGUGAGCUUGUUGGGCAAAUUUUAGGUGUCGGGGAGACUGGUCGUGCUAAGCUAUUUAUGGAAGCGGAUUUUCUAUAUGUUCCCUUCAAUUUCGAUAAAAAGCACUGGCUUUCUCUCUGCAUUGAUCUCCAUAACGGGGUUAUUGUUGUACUUGAUUGCAACACCCAAUUGCGGAAGGACCAAGAAAUCAUAUCCGAACUCCAACCCAUUGCCUUUAUGCUUCCGUAUCUUCUCAGCCAGGCAGGAGUGUUUCAACCGCCUAGAGGUCCUUUCGAGAUAGCCCGCCCUUCGUGUAUACCGCAGGUUCAAUCCCCGUUGGAUUCUGGUAUAAUGGCUGUUUUCCUGAUUCAUGCACACGCCACUAGGGGUCUUGAGGAAUGUUCAGAGGUGAAUGUCGAGCAGCUGGAUUGUGAGAUUAAAAUAUUGGUAUCAGCAAUCAUUCUAGCCGGUGUUCCAUAG